Messenger RNA from Salvelinus sp. IW2-2015, 4713 nucleotides. It is a transcript of the gene khnyn, whose product is annotated as KH and NYN domain containing. Gene Ontology annotation, molecular function: mRNA binding; RNA endonuclease activity. Lineage: Eukaryota; Metazoa; Chordata; Actinopteri; Salmoniformes; Salmonidae. Gene Ontology annotation, cellular component: nucleus; cytoplasmic ribonucleoprotein granule. The record is from RefSeq and is a predicted model, not a curated record.
UGUCUGUAUAGUGUCUGUUUUAAAGCCCACAUAACUUCAGAUAGUACUUUCUACAGUAGCCUAACUCUGUCGCUCAAUUCACAAACUUUCUUGUAUAAUUGUACCAACCUUUGCUGUCGCUCAUUCACGCCCUUUUUUGUGUUCACGGUACUUGUGAACUUUGGACUGCAUUGAUCUAUGAUUACAGAAGGCAAAACAAAGUUUUUCAAAUACUAGAAAUCGAAACUGAGAGAAGCAACUUCGGGAAAAGGAUGAAUGAGUGAGUUUUGACAUCUACCCAGUGCCAUGGCCUCUGCCCUAAGCCAUCUCUCUCCAAUGUCUGUAAGAGUGAGAGAAGGAUGGAGUGAUGAUGGAAGAGGAGAGGAGCAGGUGGAGGAUGAAUUUGCGUGUUCCGGAGCGCUACGCGGUGCCUUGUGGUCCUUCCAUCCCUCAGUGGAGAGGAUAUUUGGGGUGUCUUUUACGAUCGGUAGAGAGGAGGAUGCUGUGUUACCCCAUGAUGGACAGAUCUGGCUCAAACUAAAAGGAGUGAGGAAGGACGCUGUGGCUGCCAAAUUGUUUGUGAAGGGAGUUGUGAACCAGGAGGCCCAGCACGAGGUUCCAUAUCCAGGUGUCCUUCACUGUGUGUUCUGUGGAGCACGAGGGCUGUUCAUGGAGUGCCUGAUCAGAAACACCUCUGCUUACAUACUGGUGGGUUCCCCAGGCUUCCUGCUCAUCUCAGGACUGGCAGAACCAGUGGUCAGGGCCUAUUCCCUCAUCACAGACCUGGUGAAGAACUACGAGGUCACCCAGGGACGAAGAACCGAGCCUGGCAACAGAGGAUCAGGCGAGACCCUAGAUUCCCGUCGGGCCUUCAAAUCCCUGGUGGAGAGAUGGGAGGACAGGCACACUUUGGAUCUGCUGGUGCUACCAGGGGUGGUGAAGGAGACUCUACUGGAUCUGGUGAGGGAGUCUGGGCUGGGAUCCAACCCCGGUCCUGGGGGCUCGAACCUCAGUCUUGGGGGGUCUAGAGACAGAGUGGGUCUAAUGGACACUGAUAGCCAGAGACGAUGGGACAGCCAGUCAGGCUUGGACAUACUAACACUUAUGGAUACCAGAGUAGGGACCAGAGCUGGAGAGGCUAGGGACAUAGAGGGAAUGCAGGGGAUUUCCACAUCAAGGAGAAAACCUCCUGUAAAUUCCACCCACAACCAAGACCCUGGUCUACGGAAUAUUGGGCAGCUUUCUCAACAAAAGACGUUCACUACCUUACAUGUACAAGAAAGAGAGAUGGGCAAAGAUUGGUCACAGGGAGGGAUAGAGAAAGACGCAGCAUCUCGACUUCCCAUCUUCCACUCUAUCCUCCAAACCGAGGAGGAGGGGCAAGGACGUUCCCAACCGGAGGUAGAGGAUGAGGAACAGGGGGAGGAAGGAGAGGGAGAGAUGUUGUCAGUAGGGAGUAGGGAGGAGUUUGGGCUCUUGCUGAAGUUCUUCACGGCUAUGGGCUAUGCAGAAGAUGUGGUAAUGAGGGUCCUGGCCCGGACCGGACCCAGAGAAGCCUCCCAGAUUCUGGACCUGGUCCAGCAAGAACAUGACCAGACCGGUCUGGCCAUGAACCGCCCAGUGGAGAUGGAGCACACAGAGGUGGAGGGGAGGGAAGGUAAAGGAGUGAGAGGAAAGAGAAGCGGUAUAGAUGGAGGGAUGGGAGUGGAGCUGGAGGGAGGUGUGGAAGAAGGGGCGAGGAGUAGAGAGGAGGGGAGAAAAGGCAGGGAGAGUGGAGGGUCUACCGCUAACCUGUCUGAGGAUUCACUGAAGGAAGGCAGGGAGAGGGGCGAGGGCGGCAUGGAGGGAGGCGAAGGGUGGAACGAGGAGGAUUUUGUCCUGGGAGUUGUGAAGAGGGCUGCCGCCAGUUGUGGAUACACAGAGGAGAAGGUAGCAGAAGUGUACAGUAUGUUACCUGAACUGUCCACACGCCAGCUACUCCUGGAGCUACAGAGGGAGGGAGCCAGAGAGACAGAAGCUGCUUCCCAGGACCAGGUACGAGACGAACCAAGAGAGGUGGAUGAGGUUGUCUCAGAGCUACAGAGAAAGGACAGAGCAGGAGACAGGAAGGAGGAGAGAGGUAGAGAGAUGGAGGCACCAGCACCGCAGUCAACUGCUACUGAGAAGAGAGGAGAAGAAAGAAAGAGUGUGAAAGGAAAGAGUGACAGGAAGACCAAUGAGGUAGGAGUGACCGCACGGAACCGAAUCGUCGAUGGUACAGUUAAGGUUGAACCCGAUCUGGCUCAAUGGAAUGCCAUGACAAACCAGAUUCCGUUCCCGAUUCACAGUCACCAGAAGAAUCCCACACAGACACACACCGCCCAUCGAGCCAGCCCCCCUUUAGUCAGAGGGCCGCCUCAGCCCACCUACCCAAAACCACUACCCCCACAACCCACCUACCCCAACACAGUAUCCCCACAACCCACCUACCCCACCACAUUACUCGCACAACCCACCUACCCUCUCUUAUUUCCCCAUCAACUCGUUUACCCUCCCACCCAGCCACCCCAGACCACCUUACCCCUCACCCUUACCAUGAAUAACUCCUCAGCAACCAGAGCGAAGGAGAAACGUGGUCUCUUUCCCUUAGCAGUAGAGGGAAGGGAUCUCUCAGCCCUAACAGCGGUGGCUGUUGAUAGACGAGGUCUCCUGACCAUGGCAGCAGGGGCUGUGGUGACAGGGCAACAGCGCUUCAUGGAAGGCCUCCAGACUCCAUUUGACCUCAAGCUGACCGACCAACCAGGAGACCCGGGACUCAGGAUGGUCAUUAUCGAUGGGAGCAACGUUGCCAUGAGUCACGGGCUGGGUCAUUUCUUUUCAUGCCGAGGCAUCGCCCUGGCCGUGCAACACUUCUGGAACCGCGGGCAUCGCAGAAUCAGUACCUUCCUGCCCCAGUGGAGGCAGAAGAGAGACUACCGGGGCAAAGAGCAGCACUACCUUAGUGAGCUCCAGAACCUGGGUCUGCUCUCCUACACCCCCUCCAGAGAAGUCCAAGGGAAGAGGAUCAACUCAUACGACGACAGGUUCAUGCUGCAGCUGGCCCAGAAGACGGAUGGAGUGAUCGUGACAAACGACAACCUCAGAGACCUGCUGGAUGAGUCUCAUGUAUGGAGAGAAAUCAUCAAGAAAAGACUCCUCCAAUACACGUUUGUGGGGGAUCACUUUAUGGUACCGGAUGAUCCGCUGGGCCGAGGAGGACCCCACCUAGAUGACUUCCUACACUCCCAGCACAGGCCUCCUGUACCAGGCAGUCACUCAUUUGCAGGCGUGGCAUCCUCCUUCCACUCUCCCCAAGCUCCAAGGGCCCAGACAGAGGUCCUUCAUUUCCGUGACUGGACACCAGGGAUCGUUGUGGAGCCAGAGCCCAGCCAGGCCAGGGGGAAUGGCCAGGCUAGGGCUGGACGCGGUGUCCCAGGGAUGGGCCUUGGUCUGGGGCUGGGGGUGAAGAGGAGUGCAGAAGAGACCUCCAGGCUUAGGGAGAGCCUAUCCCAGGUGUUCCCAGGACAGGAUAGCAUGGUUACUCUGGUGCUGCAGUGUAAUCCUACAGUGACUGACAUCAAUUCACUGUCACACUUUAUACUGGAGCAGGGGGGUGUAGACUGAGAGUUGUGUGUGUGUGUGUGUGUGUGUGUGUGUGUGUGUGUGUGUGUGUGUGUGUGUGUGUGUGUGUGUGUGUCCAGAGAAAGAUGUAUUAAUGUAUUUUAUUUAAAUGUUUGAUUGAUAACUCUCAGUUCAAAGACUGACAGGGCUAAAAAAUUAUGUUUCUUAAUCUAUUUUUAUCGAAUUAAGUUUGAAAACAGGACCAAAAAUCAAACCAAUACUAAUAAAUGUAUUAAUGCGCAACUUUCCCUUGGGUUUUUAUAAUUGCACUGUUUAAUCUUUGCAGUGUGAUACAAAACGUGGUUCCGGUAUGCUUUACGACCAUGCAAAAGCCUCAGAGAGGUCGGGUAGGCUGUUUUCUGGUUUCAGCUAGCUGGAUUUCGGUCUGCACAGACAACACAGAGCAUGCAGACAGCAUGUAUGAAGGCAAAGCUUCUGAAAGGCUGGCAUAUAGGACCAGCACAAGAGAGAUGAUCAGAGGCAGCUUCUGUCUUGUGUUUCACUUUUUCUCAGAGUUGUAAAAACAAGCAGAACAGAAACUGUCUGCUCCUUAGUUGACUGAUCUAGCUGGCAAGGUAACUGCUCUUUGACAGAAAUAAUAAUAUUCUCAGUGCAGCUAGUAGUGUAACUGGCAUGUUACGUUAGCUAAUGUUUCAUCACCUCUUGACUGAAGUGAAUGAACUGCUAGCAGCUAGUUAGCUCGCUAGUAGCUACCACAGCCAGUUCAGCUCUAGCUAGCCUCUAGCUAUCUGUCAGGUAGCAGUAUCUAACAGCUGUUGUUUGGAAAUGUUUUGUAGCUUUUGUUAUGUCCCGUUUCAACAGAAGUGCAUUCAAUUAUAUACUAAUGUACCAUUAGUUAGCAGAGCUAGCCAAAAGUUGGCUAACGUUAGCUAGCUAGCUUUAUUUUGCCUAAAUCACAGUAGACUUGAAUCAACCGAUGAAACCAGCGGCCAAAUGAUUGACGACAGAUAUUGUGAUGUUUUUUCAGCGCAUUGUAUGUUUUUAUUAGUCAGUACAGCAAUGUAACGUUAUUGAUCUGUCAGUUUCCCUAGCUAAUUCCCUACUUUUCACACUGACACGGUAUAAACAGCUCUA